AUGAGCGACCCAAGGCAGUCCCAAGAAGAGAAGCACAAGCUUGGCAGGGCCUCUUCCAAGUUCAAGGAUCCUCCCAGAAUCAUGCAGUCGGAUGAUUAUUUUGCUCGAAAAUUUAAAGCCAUUAAUGGCAACAUGGGCCCCGCCGCCUCUUUAAAUGCCUCGAAUUCCACUGAGAGCAGUGGUCCGGCUAAUGGCACCCCAGCCGUGCCCAAGAUGGGUGUGAGAGCAAGAGUGUGUGAGUGGCCUCCCAAGAAAGACUGCUCCAAGGAGCUGACCUGCAAGGCGCUGUGGGAGAGCCGGUCUCAGACCAGUUACGAAAGCGUCACGUCCAUCACGCACAACGGGCAAAGCGACCAGAGCGACGGUCAGCAAGAAGAGAAGCUCGAUCUAGACUUUGUGGAGGCGAAGUACACCAUUGGGGACAUCUUUGUUCACUCUCCUCAAAGAGGGCUGCACCCCAUAAGGCAGAGAAGCAACAGCGAUGUCACCAUCAGUGACAUCGAUGCUGAAGACGUCUUAGACCAAAAUGCAGUGAACCCCAACACCGGGGCGGCCCUCCACCGAGAGUACGGGAGCACGUCUUCCAUUGACCGGCAGGGCUUAUCUGGCGAGAACUUCUUUGCUAUGCUCAGAGGGUACCGAGUAGAGAACUACGACCACAAAGCGAUGGCCCCUUUUGGGUUCCCUGAGUGUUUCCCCUGCGAUCCUGCAAUCUCUCCUAGCCUCCACGCGGCAGCACAGAUAUCCAGGGGAGAAUUUGUCCGCAUCUCAGGAUUAGACUACAUGGACAGUGCCCUCCUCAUGGGGAGAGACAGGGACAAACCUUUCAAACGGAGGUUAAAGUCGGAGUCGGUGGAGACGUCCCUCUUCCGGAAGCUGCGAACUGUUAAAAGUGAACAUGAAACGUUCAAGUUCACGUGUGACCCGGAAGAUGGUCGCCUGGAGCGGGGCGUCCGCCCUUGGAAUUGUCAGCGGUGUUUUGCACAUUAUGACGUCCAGAGCAUUUUGUUUAAUAUCAACGAAGCCAUGGCUACGAGGGCCAACGUGGGGAAGCGGAAAAACAUCACCACCGGGGCCUCUGCGGCAUCCCAGACUCAGAUGCCGGCGGGCCAGACCGGCAACUGCGAGUCCCCUCUGGGGAGCAAGGAGGACCUCAACUCCAAGGAGAACCUGGAUGCUGACGAGGGAGACGGGAAAAGCAACGAGCUCGUCCUGAGUUGUCCUUACUUUCGGAACGAGACUGGCGGGGAAGGCGACAGGAGGAUUGCCCUUUCCAGGGCCAGCUCGUCUUCGUUCAGCUCCGGGGAAGGCUGCUCCUUCGAGUCCUCUCUGAGCUCCCACUGCACGAACGCCGGUGUGUCGGUCCUGGAAGUGCCGAGGGAGAACCAGCCCAUCCACCGGGAGAAAGUGAAGCGCUACAUCAUAGAGCACAUUGACCUCGGGGCCUAUUAUUACCGCAAGUUCUUCUACGGGAAAGAGCACCAGAACUACUUUGGGAUAGAUGAAAACCUUGGCCCUGUGGCAGUCAGCAUCCGGAGAGAGAAGGUGGAAGACGCCAAGGAGAAAGAAGGGUCCCAGUUCAACUACCGGGUGGCCUUCAGGACGAGCGAGCUUACAACCCUGCGCGGCGCGAUUUUGGAAGACGCCAUACCCUCCACUGCCAGGCACGGGACCGCGCGGGGACUACCUCUCAAAGAAGUUCUAGAGUACGUCAUUCCAGAGCUGAGCAUUCAGUGCCUGAGACAGGCUUCGAAUUCGCCCAAGGUCGCGGAGCAGCUGCUCAAGCUGGAUGAACAAGGGCUGAGCUUUCAGCACAAGAUUGGGAUCCUUUACUGCAAAGCAGGCCAGAGCACAGAGGAGGAGAUGUAUAACAAUGAGACGGCGGGACCAGCUUUUGAAGAAUUCCUUGAUCUUCUGGGCCAGAGAGUCCGGCUGAAAGGAUUUAGCAAAUACCGAGCUCAGCUAGACAAUAAAACUGAUUCUACAGGAACUCACUCCCUCUACACGACGUACAAAGACUAUGAAGUCAUGUUCCACGUGUCCACCAUGCUUCCCCACAUGCCCAACAACAGACAGCAGCUUCUGAGGAAAAGGCAUAUCGGAAAUGACAUUGUGACCAUUGUCUUCCAAGAACCCGGAGCACUUCCUUUUACUCCACGAAGCAUCCGGUCUCACUUUCAGCACGUCUUUGUCAUAGUCAAAGUGCACAAUCCGUGUACCGAAAACGUGUGUUACAGUGUUGGGGUGUCUAGAUCAAAAGACGUACCACCAUUUGGCCCACCAAUUCCCAAAGGAGUAACUUUCCCAAAGUCAGCAGUAUUCCGGGACUUCCUUUUAGCCAAAGUAAUCAACGCAGAAAAUGCAGCCCAUAAGUCGGAAAAGUUUCGAGCUAUGGCCACUCGAACAAGGCAAGAGUACUUGAAGGAUCUGGCGGAGAACUUUGUCACGACCGCCACUGUGGACACCUCUGUGAAAUUCAGCUUCAUUACACUGGGUGCAAAGAAAAAGGAGAAAGUGAAGCCAAGGAAGGAUGCCCACCUGUUCAGCGUCGGAGCAAUCAUGUGGCACGUAAUAGCUCGGGACUUUGGCCAGUCUGCUGACAUUGAAUGCCUUCUUGGGAUUUCCAACGAAUUCAUAAUGUUGAUUGAAAAGGAUUCCAAGAACGUUGUAUUUAACUGUUCCUGCAGGGAUGUCAUUGGGUGGACCUCUGGAUUAAUGAGUAUCAAAGUAUUUUACGAAAGAGGGGAAUGUAUCCUUCUGUCCUCAGUGGAUAACUGUGCUGAAGACGUGAGGGAAAUCGUCCAGCGAUUAGGAAUAGUGACAAGAGGCUGCGAGACUGUGGAAAUGACCCUGAGGAGGAACGGGCUGGGCCAGCUUGGCUUCCACGUGAAUUUCGAAGGAAUCGUUGCCGACGUGGAACCUUUCGGCUUUGCCUGGAAGGCUGGCCUUCGCCAGGGGAGCCGCCUCGUGGAGAUCUGCAAGGUGGCCGUGGCCACUCUGACCCACGAGCAGAUGAUCGACCUACUCCGGACUUCUGUGACCGUGAAGGUGGUCAUCAUCCAGCCCCACGAUGACGGCUCACCCCGGAGAGGGUGUUCGGAGCUCUGCCGGAUCCCCAUGGUGGAGUACAAACUGGACAGUGAAGGCACCCCCUGCGAGUACAAAACGCCCUUCCGGAGGAACACCACGUGGCACCGCGUGCCCACGCCCGCCCUGCAGCCGCUGUCCAGGGCGUCCCCGGUGCCCGGCACGCCCGACCGCCUGCAGUGCCAGCAGCUGCUACAGCAGGCCCAGGCUGCCAUUCCCCGGAGCACCUCCUUCGACCGGAAGCUGCCGGACGGCACGAGAAGUUCGCCCAGCAACCAGUCCUCCUCCAGCGACCCCGGGCCUGGUGGCAGCGGACCCUGGAGACCGCAGGCGGCAUAUGACGGGUGCCAGUCUCCCCUGCUGCUCGAGCACCAGGGCGCGGGCCCUUUGGAGUGUGAAGGAGCCAGGGAGCGGGAGGAGGUGCUGGAAGGAAGCAGGCAUCUGGAAACCAAAUGGCAUGGCCCACCCUCCAAAGUCCUGAGCUCCUAUAAGGAAAGAGCCCUGCAGAAAGAUUCAAGUUGCAAAGACUCCCCCAACAAGCUUUCCCACAGACUGCAAGGAGAGCCCCUUCUCAUUAGCACCGGGGGCAUACGCGGUUCACACCAUUCAGGAAGCCCUUCUGCUCACUGUUCCAAAAAUAGCGGGUCUCUGGAUACGUCCAAAGUCUACAUCGUGUCCCACAGCAGCGCCCAACAGGUCCCCGGGUCCGCGUCCAAGCCCUACCACAGGCAAGGGGCAGUGAGCAAGUAUGUCAUCGGCUGGAAGAAAUCGGAGGGCAGCCCGCCCCCCGAGGAACCCGAAGUGACCGAGUGUCAGGGGCUGUAUGGUGAGAUGGAGAUCUUGUCCACGGCAACCCAGCACCAGACCGUGGUGGGGGAUGCUGUUGCAGAAACUCAACAUGUUCUGUCCAAAGAAGAUUUUCUGAAACUGAUGCUUCCUGACAGUCCGUUAGUGGAGGAGGGGAGAAGAAAGUUUUCGUUCUAUGGGAACCUGUCUCCAAGACGCUCGCUCUACCGCACCCUCUCUGAUGAGAGCAUCUGCAGCAAUCGGAGGGGGUCUUCCUUUGGCAGUUCGCGAAGUUCAAUACUUGACCAAGCCCUGCCCAACGACAUUCUGUUCAGCACCACCCCACCCUACCACAGCACGCUGCCCCCCCGCACCCACCCCGCGCCCAGCUUGGGGAGCCUGAGAAAUGAGUUCUGGUUCUCCGAUGGGUCCUUAUCGGAUAAGUCCAAGUGCGCAGAUCCUGGCCUGAUGCCCCUCCCGGACACGGCCACGGGUUUAGAUUGGUCCCACCUCGUGGACGCUGCACGGGCAUUUGAAGGUCUUGACUCAGACGAAGAACUUGGGCUGCUCUGUCACCACACGUCCUAUCUAGACCAGAGAGUGGCAUCCUUCUGCACCCUGACAGAUAUGCAACACGGGCAGGACCUGGAAGGUGCACAGGAACCGGCUUUAUGUGUAGACCCAGGCAGCAGCAAAGAUUUCAUGGAUGCAACUGGGGAGCGGUCUCCAUCAACACUGACCGGUAAAGUCAAUCAGCUGGAAUUGAUUCUUCGACAACUGCAGACUGACCUUCGGAAGGAGGCAGUGGCAGCAGAUCCCUAUGGGCCGGGCAACUCCCUCGAUGCACCACCCAGGGAGAGGCGUGGCAGCAGUAACAACCAAGUGCAGCGGGAGAGAGGGGAGAGCAUGGCCAGGAGUGGGUGGCUGUGGAAGGUAGGCGGGAUCACGUUCCUCAAGCGGGGGCGCCAGGCAGCGGAGGGUGAGGGGAAGCUGAGGCACACCUCACUGGCCCUGGGGAAGGUGGAUCUGAUCCUGAGCCCCAUGCCUGAGCCUGUGGCCCUGCCCACCACCAAGGAGCCAGACCACGGGGAGGCUCACAGAACCCCGGCCAGAGCAUCUUCUCCCUAG
Puma concolor (puma) is the source of this 5001-nucleotide messenger RNA. The record is from RefSeq and is a predicted model, not a curated record. NCBI's taxonomy places the organism in Eukaryota, Metazoa, Chordata, Mammalia, Carnivora, Felidae.